AUGUCUACAGGCCUAGAAAAUUUUUUAAUCUCUUGUUUUCUAGAAAAAUAUAAUAUUCGCAGUAUAGGGGAAAUUUUGCAUAGAAAAUAUUUGGAUUGGAGAAUUCUCAACUUUUGGUUUAGAAAAAAAGUAAAUAUUGAGCUUGAUACUAGGAGUAAAAAAAAAUAUAUUAAAACUAAAGUUAAGAAUUAUAAAAGAAUUUAUAAAAUAACUAAGACGAGUCUUGCCAAUCAAAAAAUAAAUUUUUUUGAUUGGAUGGGAAUGAAUGAAGAAAUACUAAAUCCUCGUAUAACAAAUUUUGACUUUUUUUUCUUUCCAGAAUUUUUCUUAUUUUCUAGUACAUAUAAAAUGAAACCGUGGGUCAUACCAAUUAAAUCACUUCUUUUCAAUUUUAAUGAAACAAAAAAUGUGAAUAAACAGAUCACCCUAAAGAAAAAAGGUUUUAUACCAUCAAACGAAAAAAAAUUCCUUCGGUUUUUUAAUCUAAAUAAAGAAGAAAACGAAUCAGCAGGUCAAGAAGAGUUUGAAUCAGAUAAAGAAACAAAAAUAAAUACGGAAUCAGCUCUAUCAAAGCAAGAAAAAAAUAUUGAAGAAAAUUAUACAGAAUCGAAGAUAAAAAAACGUAAAAAUAAAAAAAAACCAAAAAGCAAUACCGAAGCGGAACUUGACUUAUUUCUCAAAAGGUAUUCGCGUUUUCAAUUGCGAUGGAAUUGUUUUUUUAAUCAAAAAAUCCUCAAUAAUGUAAAAGCAUACUGUCUCUUGGUUAGACUAAAAAAUCCAACCGAGAUAACGAUAUCUUGUAUUGAAAGAGGAGAGAUGAGCUUAGAUAUUCUAAUGAUUGAGAAGAAUUUCACUUUUUCAAAAUUAAUGAAAAAAGGAAUAUUGAUUGUUGAACCUGUUCGUUUGUCUGUAAAAAACGACGGCCAACUUAUUAUAUAUAGAACCAUCGGGAUUUCAUUGGUUCAUAAAAAUAAACAAAAAAUAAGUAAAAGAUCAAAAAAAAAAGCUAUAUUUAUAAAAAAAAAGUUUAAAUUUCUUUGUCCCUGAAACUAUUCUAUCCCCUAAACGACGUAAAGAAUUUCGAAUUCUAAUUUGUUUCAAUUUAAAAAAAAAAAUGCAAGGGAUAGAAAUUCAAAAUUUGAUACAAAUAUUCAAAACUUGACCACAGUUUUGAAUAAAAAGAAAGAUCUUGAUAAGGAUAAAAAAACCUAAUUAAAUUAAAAUCCUUUCUUUGGCCCAAUUUUCGAUUAGAAGAUUUAGCUUGUAUGAAUCGCUAUUGGUUUAAUACGACUAAUGGAAAUCAUUUCAGUAUGAUAAGAAUACACAUGUAUACGCGAUUUCAAAUGCAUUAAUGGUAGAUCCUUUUUACUAUAUUUUGACUAUAUAUAUAGUAUUAAGUUACGGUAUAUGAACAAUAUAUAAUAUAAGUUACGGUAUAUGAAAACAAUUGGAUGCACAAAUGUGAGGGAUUUUUUUUAAUUCAAUCUUAUACAUGAUGAUUCAUUGAUUAAUGACAUAGAUACCACUCAGAGCGAAUUCAUAAAUAAAUUUUUAAAAUCCUCCUUUUUUAGAUCGAAAUUUAAACUUUUUUUUUAUAAAAUUAAGAAUUAAUAAGUUGAUAAUUAAAUUCGGAUCCUUGUACAAAAAAACUACCAUUAUUAUUACUGAUCAGUAAAAUUCAUAUCUUUCAAUUCAUAUUAAAAAGGGAAGGAUUUCUUUUUAUGAUAAAAAAUACAUUCAUUUCAUUUCAA
This is a messenger RNA of Brassica napus (rape), 1751 nucleotides long. Its product is annotated as protein TIC 214-like. The record is from RefSeq and is a predicted model, not a curated record. NCBI's taxonomy places the organism in Eukaryota, Viridiplantae, Streptophyta, Magnoliopsida, Brassicales, Brassicaceae. The transcript has a single exon. Bases 1 to 1047 code for a protein of 348 amino acids.